Molecule: messenger RNA, 4918 nt
Organism: Dreissena polymorpha
Lineage: Eukaryota; Metazoa; Mollusca; Bivalvia; Myida; Dreissenidae
Exons: 5
Coding region: 155-1810 (551 amino acids)
Biological process (GO): negative regulation of protein ubiquitination; protein secretion
Cellular component (GO): apical part of cell
Source: RefSeq, a predicted model, not a curated record
AUAGCAACCAGACACAUCACGUUACCAUGGUCUCAUGUAAAUAAGAUGGCGGCCUACAGCUGAUUGAAACAAACCUCAGCUGUUUUAGUGACAGCUGAAAAUUUAUCUUAAAUUCUGCUUAGGAAAAUAAAUCAAAUGCAUAUGAAAUUACAUAAUGUACUCCCAUCAGGUCCAUGCGUUUACCGGCGCCUAUGAUUUAUCACGACUUGGACGAUCUUUAACAAGGAUACCAAUCAUUGAAAGGACUUCACCAAUUUCACUUUCGACUUCUCGUUCUAAAUCGCCAUCCGCAUUGAGGCAUGCACAGUCCACUGGUGUACCAGAUAUGAGCAUAACCUUUAAAGAAGUAUACAAGGAAUAUGUGUAUGAUUUAAAAGAUCAACGUAAAGAGAAUACUUUUCACCGGGGACACACCCAUGUUCCUAAAACGCAAAAUGAACGCAUUUCUGACACUUUUUCAGUUGGUGAAAAACUGCUUAACUCAUCUGACAACACAAGGCCAAAGUCACGAGCAAAGACAACUCUGACUUUUGGCGAUCUGCAGAGAACACUGCUAGAGGAUGGUUCAUCCCUUUACUCAAGUUCAGAUGCCGGGCACAAAAAUAAUUCCGAAUUUGAAACAAGCGAUGCAGGGAACUCUGCAUCAAUACCAUACAAGAAAGAUAAAAAAUCUAGGAAACGGUCUAAUUCUGUGAUGAAGAAAAAGAAAAGCAAACAUGGAAGAGUGGUGUCUGUCUCUACCGGAAUUCAAGCCCAUUAUGAUCGACAAUCAUCUGUCCCAGCCAUAAACCGACCAGCAAACAACCCUGUGAAACCCAGUAGAGUAGCUAGUGAACCUCCCAGUAAGGGUUCUCACAUGUCAGUGGUAUCUGAGGCAAUGCAAGGUAUUGGCAGCACCAAACAACACACUGCACAGUCCAUCGUUACAGUGGACACCAUCAGUAUGCCUGUGCACCCCAUGUAUCCAUCUCGCCCAUCAAAAAGUGCUAAUUCCCAUUCCGAUUUGCUGUUCACAAACAGUUACUUACAGUCAAAUCAUCUUAACGACCCUGAAUAUUUAGAAAGCAGUUUAACUUUGCAAGCCCAAAUUAAACCAAUUAUUUUAUUUAAAAUGGAAGGCUCAUCUAGGGUAAAAUCAGCUGCUAGCAGAAAAUCCGAAGCGUCCAGCUCUGUUGUCAGUAAGCAAACAUUAGUAGAACACAGUUCACAGCAUAACACAUAUUUCGAACUGGCAGUGAAUGCUGUACCAUGUAGUGUACAGCAACAAACUAACAGAACUAGAUUAAAAUACAAUCAUAAUGAUUCUCAUGAAAUUGGACCAACCGAGCACCAUACGAAAAAUGAAUUAUCCAAAGAAUCCGUUCUAGCCUCUAUCUAUGGGCCUGUCUUUAACACUGCCAAUAAAACUGCUGCCCAGGCAGAUGAGCUCAAGAAAGUAAAAAAGAUCUAUCUGUCAGAGAAGCAGUCCGGUGUGAUAAAAGACAAAGGAAUGGAGUACCCCUGUGCCCCACCCACCACGCCUGCACCAGAUGUUCUUAGACGCCAUGAAUACGUGCCAAGCAUGAGUGAUAUACGAUCCCAGAGAGCUGUUAAAAGCCGUCUUCAGGCUUUGGAGAAAGAUGCAACAAAGAAGCGCGAGAAACAGAAAGAGAGCAAUGUGAAAAAUGAAAAACAGCUCCAGAAAGAUCGUGAAAAACAGCUGAAGAUAAGACAACGUCGUGAGAUUUAUGCACUGAACAAAAUAAUGACGGAAUUGGAGAACAAACGAUUCAUGGAGUUUUGUCAAGCACAAGGGCUUAAUAGAGUAUAGCAUAAGCACAACUUAGAUUUUUUUUUUAAUUUUACAGUAUUAUUAUUGUGUGUGGCCAGACUUUAUUUACUUGUUAUCAUAUAGUAAUUAUAGUUUGAAUCAAAUAGAAAUACAAAUACUCAGUCGUACAGAAAUGAUGUGUGUUAAAUUAAAUCUCCUCUAAAUAUCGAUGUCAAUUGUCAUGACAUUCCAGUAUAAGAAAACCGCUUUCAACUAAUAUUAUCCCCCGCCAAAGGCGGAGAGAUAUAGAAUAGGCAUUGUCAAUCCGUCUGCCUGUCUGUCGCAAAAUUGUUUAGGGCUAUAACUCAGAAAUUAUUUAAGAUAUCAACAUGAAACAACAUUAUAUAAAUACAUAUAAAUGAGGGAAAGUGCCAAGCACAAGUACCAUAAUCGUGCACUUUCUUAAAUAAGAGUUAUUAAGAGUUAUUGCCCUUUGUGUUGUUUUUGUAUGAUAAAACUUGUCAGGGCUAUAUCUCAGAUACAUGUACCAUGCAAGAUUUCAACAUGAAACUCCAUUGGUAUAUUAAUAUUAAUGAGGAGAAGUGCCAUGCUGAAGAACCAUAACCGUUCACUUUCUUAAAUAAUAGUUAGUUUUGUAUGAUGAAACUUUUCAAGGCUAUAUCUCCGAUACGCUACAUGAUUUCAACAUGAAACUUCAAGGUUGUGCAGAUAUCAAUAAGGAGAUUUGCAAUUUAUAAAAACUAUUAUUCUACAAUUAAUUAUUAUCUAUUAAUUAUUACCCAACAAUUAAUGAUUAUACUGUAUAUCCAGGCAUUAGCAUUAGUCCAUAAACAAUGUUUAUUUGGUGCGGUAUAUCAAUUCAACAAAUUUGCUUGUAAAAACUGUCAAUCAUGUGUACAUUACAUAACUUUUUUUUACUUUAUACAUAUUGCUUUUUAAUAAUAGAAAUAAAAGGAACGCACUAUACUUAAUUUAUUACUUUUUUUGAGCACUGUAAUUAAGUGCAAUUGUAUGGGUAUGUAAAGUGUUGUUUCGAAACAAUCGCAACAACUAUUGUAUUCAAAUCUCAAUGCAUUUUAUACCUUUUGCUACCAUUCCAAAAACAUUUUUUUUAUUAAAAUAACCAUAUUUUAUAAAUGUUUGAAAAUGUGAAUGUCUUGUGAGAUUAUGGGAAUAAUAGCAGCACAGUUCAUUUGUGCAAGCCCUCUUACAAUGCAUACUAAUAUAUGAAUUUUGUAAGGGUAAAUUGGGGUUAUAAUUAGAAUUGAGUCUUGGACAUUGUAUAAUGAUUUAUUACAUGAUUGUCAUUAUAUUACAUAUAUACAUUAUUUGUAUUAUAUGCGUGUCAUCUGAGAUACAAAAGUUGUUUUUAUGCCCCCAGAAGGGUGGCAUAUAGCAGUUGAACUGUCAGUCUGUCUGUCUGUCAGUCUGUGCGUCCGUCCGAAAACUUUAACAUUGGCCAUAACUUUUGCAAUAUUGAAGAUAGCAACUUGAUGCUUGCCAUGCAUGUGUAUCUCAUGGAGCUGCACAUUUGAGUGGUGAAAGGUUAAGGUCAUCCUUCAAGGUUAAAGGUAAAAAACAAAAUCCAUGGGAAGUAACAAGCUUUAAAGGGAGAUAAUUUCUAUUUUAUAUUAUUUGACAGGUACAGAUCAUUUUCACAAGGAAAGAAUUAUUUUUUAAAGAGGUAUAAUUAAAAAAAAAAUUAUUUCAAAGCGGCGCAGUAGGGUGCAUUGUGUUUCUCAUAAACACAUCUCUUGUUAGUAAUUAAUAUUUUAGUCUCCAGUGAAACAGAUAUGUAUGAUUUUUUUUCUUACUGUAUUUUGUAAAUCUACUUGUAUUCUUAUCAUGUUUUCGUAUUAUGCAAUUCAAACAGUAAAGGACUUAGAUAUUUUAAACGAAACUUGACAAAAUCAAGUGAAAUAUUAUGGGGCCUUUUGAAAAUCAUUUACUUUUCGUAAAAUAACUACUUUGACGUGGAAGUACCCAUUAUAUUAACAGAAUUGUUUGAAACGAUUUUAUACCUGCGUUUGUGUGUGUGUGUGUGUUUUUAUCUAUGCUUUGUAAUGAUAUAUCUAGUCACUUUUUUUCACAGGUGUUUUCAUGUCUUGCUUCUUGUUCACAUUUUCAAAGCUGCCUCUUAUGUUUUGUAUACUGAGUGUGUGUUAAUAGUAUAUUUCAUAUGAACUACGCUCUGUGCAAAGGGGGUUUAAUGCAUGUGCAGGGUAAAGUGUCAUCCCAGUCAAUAACCUGUGCAGUCCGCACAGGCUAUUCAGGGAAGACACUUUCCGCUUUUAUGAUAGUUUUCGUUUAAAGUCAGUAUUUCUAAGCAAAUAUCCAGUAUAGGCGGAAAGUGUCGUCACUGAUGAGACUGUGCAGACAACACUUUACCCAUUGAAUUGAACACCCUUUUCACAUAAUGCCGCUCAUAUGCAUUUUGAAUUAUGUUUUAAAUAAGUGUUUAAAAACUUGCAAUAUAAGAUACUGUUUAAAUUGAUUCAGCAAACAGUAAAAGAGAUGUUUAUUAACUAGUUUUAAAGCUUGACUAUUCUGCAAGUGUUUCUUUAUUGUUAUUUUAGCUUUAAUCACUUAAAGUAGUCGAUUAGAUUGUUUUAAGAUUUGUAACAUCUUUUUUAGCUAAACAAACCAAGUUUAUCUUGUUUGGUUUUUUUGUAGGCAUUAAUUUUGUAGAAUUCAAAAUGAAAUGUUCAAAUAGCAUAUAAGCUUAUAUUUUAUUGAAUUAUAAAUGGCAGAAAAUAUGCAUGUCAUGUUAAUGCUAUAACACUAUUAUAUAAGCUCAAAUAAGAGUGUGUUAAUGCUAUUGAUUUAUGAUAAAAUCUCAAUGCUUUUAAUCAAUAUUUUAAUGAAUGUACGAAUUCCUGUUUAAUUAACUGGCUCUGCUAUGUAGCACAUCUUCCUUUCUUAGAAUUUGUAUAAGAGUUUUAUUUUUAUUUUAUAGUUAUUUGAGAUAUAAUAUAUAAGUAUUGUCUGUGAUAGUGUUGCUUAGUGAUCAAUUGUGAAUUGAGCUUUUAUAUAUUUGUACUAUUUUAUACAUGUGAUUUUACAGUAAUGUAAUUUAUUUACUGGUACUUGAAUUUACUAUAUGAUGUACUACAGAAAUUGCAAAAGAAUAAAAAACAUGACAUUGUU